AUGCUGGACGACCUUUCAUCGACGGCGACAAGUGUGGCGGUUCCCCCGGGCCUCGAUCAGGAGCGAUACUCUUCAACCAGCUCAAAUUCUGAAAAACCGGCUCCUAACACCAUGACUUAUCUCUCGAACACGAACUGUCAGGUUCCGGGCCUGAGAGAGGAUUUUGAACUGUACAAGGUUUGUUGUUUUCCUGCCAACGCGCAGUCCUUAAGUCCCAUGGGCCUUUAUCUGUUGGCCUUACUUAUCCCUCCUCAAAAGCGAUAGUUUCUCUAAAAAUUCCAAAAAAUGCGGAGGGAUCCUAAUUGGUUGGCACUGUCCCUAAAGCGGGCUGCGCGGUAGAUGCGGUGGACCAAUACGGGGGGCUAGAUUGGAGCCUGGCAAGAGUUAUUGGGAUUUUGCACCCGUAACAAAUACCAGCAUUGGAGGUGUGGUGGCGCACCCAGUUGCGGGCCCACGCCGUGCCAACCGCAGUCCGGUCUGCCUUCCCCUAAUCGUGUAAUCUUGUUCGAUGUCUGCUGUGAAUCAGGGGGUUUGCUGGUGCGCCUAGGCGCGGGUCUUCGCCGCGCCAACCACCUGCGUCCUCCCUCACCUCCGGUGUUUUUGAUUCUGUCAUGGCACCGGGCCCAGGUGCAGGAGGGGAGUUCGAUAGCUGCUGCGCAAGUCCACUGUCACUAUAAACUAAUUCACGCACAGGUCACCGUCCUAGCCCUCACCCUGCUGUGGAGCAUACGGUGGACAUCGUCGGUCGCGACGGUCGAACUGUUGGUUAGCGCUGGUCUAGCGCCAUACAGAUGUUGGACUUUUUCGUCCUGAGAGUGCCGCAGACUGACCCCACACUUCUCAGUCCUCAUAUGGGUGAUGAGUGUGUCUUCUCCCUGGAUAAAAUCAAUUGACAGUGACAUAAGGCCUCUUUGGCCUAAGGGCUGAUGCUGGCCGUCAUUCAUUUGCUGACAUUGGAUAGAUUGCACGAAACCUGUUCCGCGUUCUAGCUUGAUUGAGUCUUUCCAACUUAACAAAAGUAUCGAACUUUCUCAGUACAUUUGCCUCUUUACUGAUGCGAACUUGGUGACCCAGCGUUCCGAAUAUGAACAGUCUUAGCACCUCUAGCCAACCCGGUCUUAUAAUUGCAGUGUCGCCAGCCUCCCAGCUGAGCUGAGUAACCUGGAGCAGCCACAAGUGGCGGAUGGUGGGAUGGCCAGCAACGGAAGCCAGUCACGAAAUAAGCAGCUUCUUUGAUAUGACAAUUCAGCACUUGUGAACCAUGCAAUCUCGUUAUUUCCAGGCAUGACGACUGGGCACCGAUCUGACAAAUUGUAGCAUAUUAAAAGGUCAUAAGCCAUAGCAGUCCUACGGCAUGGCGAAUAGUAUUCAACACCACCCUGAAGGGAUACGUGAAGUGCACGUCCGAAUCCAGGUACUAUGGAAAACCAUCGCUUCACCGCCCGACGGGCCAUGACCUAACCUGGUGUUUUGUACGGGAGGGCUACAGUCCGCGCAUAGGCUAAACUUGCCGAGGACGCUAGCAGGAGCGAUUCCCCGCCCGACGAAAGUUCUGACGUACUUCGAAAUCACAAUGUCCUUGCAAGUCGCACCUCCCUCAUUAACACUUAAUGUGAGCAGUAGUUGAUAAUUCGCGGGAAGACGCUUGGAUUUGAAAUCCAACGCGAUCCUCUUCAGUACCCGAUUGAGAAUGCAAUUACCUUACUUCUGAUUGAACACCUGGCGACCAGAUUGUUUCUCGGGACAUCAGGCAGGCGGCCCCGGUGCUCAUCAGCUGUGAUUCCCGUAGGUUUUAGUAAACCCACUCGGAGAAGGACGACACAUGUCCCAUACUCAAAACAAUGCGUCUCGUUACUAUCAUCUUAGUCGCCGAUGUCUUUAGACUUCCAGCCUAGCUUAUCCACGUUGGUGGGGCAGGAUAGACAAAAACAGCCAUAAUAAAUCGCAUGUCUUCAUUAACCGAAUGGUUAUGUCUCCCACUUUGGCAUGUAGGCAAACACACUGGCUGCAUUUGACCACCUGGACGAACUAGCCAGCGGAGACGACACUCUACGCAUGGUCCUGUUGGCCAUCAAACUCUUUGACGACGACUCCCUGCCGGAGGAACUGCGUAGCCUAGUGAUCCCCUCUCGCAGAGCCUAUCUGGUCUUCCUGUGGACCUAUAUUCGCUGGCGAUCGGGUCCAAGACGCCUGCGCCAAGCCACCGAACUCUUCUCCCGCCUCCUAUUAGCCUUCGUGGAUCUGCGCACGCUCGAGAUCCGCAUGACAGAGUUCGCCAAACUGCUCAGCCUUGAGGGCCUGAGUCCGCUGAUGCGCGAAGUCUGCAGCCAGCGUCCAGUCGCCAAAGUCUAA
Spirometra erinaceieuropaei is the source of this 2352-nucleotide messenger RNA. The record is from the annotation of a GenBank genome assembly. NCBI's taxonomy places the organism in Eukaryota, Metazoa, Platyhelminthes, Cestoda, Diphyllobothriidea, Diphyllobothriidae.